GUCCGCGGAUCGUCUCCCCGUCCGCUCAAGAUGGAACCGAAGAAGGUAGACCCGUCUUUAAUCAACGACAGCAGCCAGGUGGUACUGUACGGGGAAUUCCUCGCCGCGGACAACCCAAAAGUCAAGUUCGUCGUCAGCUUGACCGAGACGGACCUCGCGGUCCAAAAGCUCCUCGCGCCCUCACCUGUCCUCGGGCGGAGCAGGCAAACGUUCAAUUUAAAGGACUGCGUCGGUGCUCGUUCUUACCGGGAAGAUGACAACGAAGACUCGGGGGCAUACUUUUCGGUCUACUUUUAUCCUCUGAAGAAGCGGUGGAUGUCCACCGGUGUUUCGAGGCAGCGGGUGGAGCAGUGUUUCCAGGUCGCGUCGGUCCAGGACCCGCGCGCUAACCUGGAAGAGGCGGAUAAAUGGGCUCGAGCGAUCCAACAGCGUAUGGGACUCCUGCAGCCCUCCAGAGACGGGGUGUUGCUGAGCGAGGUACGGCGGCCAUGCAGGGUCAUGCUCCUGGUGAAUCCGCAGAGCGGGAAGGGCCAGGCCCUGGCGCUGUACAACGGACCCGUCCAGCGCAUGCUCCACGAGGCCGGGGUCCCACACACACUCUUCGUCACCGAGCGGAAGAACCAUGCCAGAGAGCUGGUACGGGAGGCUGACCUCAGCCAGUGGGACGCCCUGGUCAUCAUCUCAGGAGACGGAUUACUGUACGAGGUUGUAAACGGUCUGCUGGAGAGGGAGGACUGGGAGCAGGCCAUCCACACCCCUCUGGGGAUCCUGCCCGGGGGCUCAGGGAACGCACUGGCGGCCUCCAUCCACCACUACUCUGGAGGCCCGCUGGUGUCCAGCGAGGAGCUGCUGGUCAGCUGUGGCGUCAUCCUGUGUAAGGGCCUGGUGUCCCGCAUGGACCUGACCUCGGUCCACCUGGGCUCGGGCCAGCGCCUCUUCUCCUUCCUCUCCCUGGCCUGGGGCUUCGUGGCCGACGUGGACGUGGAGAGCGAGAAGUACCGGCACGUGGGCGCGGCUCGCUUUACCGUGGGCACGCUGGUGAGGCUGGCCUCGCUGCGCGUCUACCGCGGCCGGCUCUCCUACCUCCCGGCGGACGACGGCGGGGACGCCGGCGCCGAGAGGGGAGCCAUCCCCACCGGCGGCGGAGAGCACACCUUCCGCAACACCUGCAGCUCCAACAACGCCCUCAACACAAAGAGGAGGGAGACCCCCUCGCUCUACGGCCCCGCCGACUCCCUUUUGCCCCCCGCCGACGGGCCCGUGCCCGGCGACUGGGCGGUGGUCCCGGAGGAGGACUUUGUGCUCAUGCUGGCCAUGUACCAGUCGUGCCUGGCCGAGGACCUGCUGGCCGCCCCCGACGCCGCCUUGGACCAGGGCGUCAUCCACCUCAUGUACGUCAAGGCGGGGAUAUCGCGCGCCUCGCUGCUCAAGCUGUUCCUGGCCAUGGAGAAGGGCACUCACCUGGCCACCGGCUGCCCGCACCUGGUGUACCGCCGGGUGCGGGCCCUGCGGCUUGAGCCCUACGCCGCGAAGGGCCUGAUCACUGUGGACGGGGAGGCGGUGGAGUACGGGCCGGUGCAGGCGCAGGUGCACCGCGGUCUGGCUAGGAUGAUCACUGGAUAACUAAGCUAACGGCUAGGCUAAUGGCUAGCGGUACUAUGACGGGCUCUUGGAGUGCAACAAAUCUUUUUUUUAUGCAAUAUAUUGGGUAUCUGAUUAGUGGUUGAAGGUUUGUCUAGAAAACAAGUGACCCGUACAAUGUGUGUAGUCUGUGUGUUAAUAAGACGCUCUACCCCGUGUGACAGUCCAGGGUAUACCUUCAUGCUUUUAAAGAACACAAUACACCAAAAAAUGAAAUGCGUCAAUGGCACGCUUGCGUACUACUUCAAAAUGUACAAUGUACUAUGUGGUCAAGCCCCCAUAUCACCAUGACUCUCUUCUCAUGGUCUCUGAUGUAACACAGAGGAAUCAGACUCAUGCCUUUUGCUGUGUGUGUGUGUGUGUGUGUGUGUGUGUGUGUGUGUGUGUGUGUGUGUGUGUGUGUGUGUGUGUGUGUGUGUGUGUGUGUGUGUGUGUGUGUGUGUGUGUGUGUGUGUGUGUGUGUGUGUGUGUGUGUGUGUGUGUGAGUGAUUUGUUUUGCACAUUUGUGUGAUGCGGGCACGCUCAUGUCCUAGUGCUACGGGCAUGUGCGGCAGCGACUUGUCGCGUCAUUCACAUGUUUAUCGCUGGAUCUUUUGCACCAGUGUUCCACCUGAAGGCAUCUGUGGGACAGUUUGUUGGGAGGUCAACCGGAGGCCCCUAGUGCCAUGCUCAAGGUCAACGACGCUCCAGCCACCCCCUACGGCUAAUGGGGAAGAGCACGGCUGUAACUCCAGUGGAGUGGUUAAUGCCUUUUGAUCAGGCUGCAUCACAAUUAUGCACAAAGCUUUUCAAAUGUAUUUUCAUAUUGUGAUACACCGAGUCCGUCAGAAUUAAUUAUGAUAUUAUGAGAAUACACCCCAAGAGAAUAAAUGUAUUUUUCAUCUUUAGAUGAACUGGGUUGAUCAACCCAUCGACUCAACAAGCAAAAGUUUACGAGACAUGGCUAAAUGUCUUGAAACCUCCGAAUGUAACAUUGAAACUGUGAACCAAAUGAAUAUAUCUAAUUUAUAAAAGGAUCAUUUAUCAUAUUUGUUUUGUGUUUGUGUUAACCGUUAUUUCCUUUUUGUGCACAAAUAAUCUGCUGCAUUUCCCUUGUGGCCUUCCACCAUGACGGCGUCCUUGCAUGUCCGUUUACCAGAGCUUCCUUCUGAAAACCAAAUAUGGUCGUUGACCAGAUGUCGUGACCCCUGGAGAUGACCUGUGACAGUCGGGGACAAACGUUCUAUCUGACAUGCCUUGAAUCCUCCUCGAGUUCCCCAGAGUAGGAGAGGUUUUUAAAGUUUGGUUGUUGUAUUUUUCCUCAAGCAACUUAAAGGGGUAGUUCAGAGUUUUGGACAUAGGGCCUGAUUCCCAAGUUAGCCUUGGUGUUCUUUAUCAUUGGAGACAGUUUUCAACACAUUUCAUUCAGUCCUUCUAGUUGCAGAGUUUGCUUGUGCUAGGCUAGCGCACGGCAACGGGCAAUACUAGCCUGCUAAUAAAACAGUCUUACCCACUCCAAGGCAAAUCCACUAUAACGCCAGACAGUCAAUGUAAAUGUCUGUUGAUAGAAUAAUGUUAGAAAUAUAACCAACCUUGCAUUGCAUUUUGAGGGACUUGCUGUGUCUCAGCAGCAGUGUUAUAUUCCUGGUAGUAGGCUACGGCAGUGGCAGACUUAUACCUAUGGUUAAAUUCCGCUGCUGCUGAGAAAGUAGUCCCCUAGAAUGUAAAGAUUCAUGCGAUGCGAGGUUAGUUUUAUUUCUUACCUUAUUCUAUCAACACAGACAUUUACAUCUAUAGCCUGGCGUUGUAAUUGAUUUACCUCGGGUGUACUUUGGAGUUGGUAAGACUGUUUUAUUAGCAGGCUAGUAUUGCCCGUUGCCGUGCGCUAGCCUAGCACGAGCGAACUCUGCAACUAGAAGGACUGAAUGAAAUGUGUUAAACUGUCUGCAAUGAUAAAGAACACCAAGGCUAACUUGGGAAUCGGGCCCUAUGUCCAAAACCCCGAACUACCCCUUUAAGCUUUUAAAAGAAACACUCCAAUUUUCAAAUACACAUUCAAUGGAAGAGGUCAUACUUUGAACUCUGCUAUUUGGAUCUAUCCCCCAUGUAAGUGCUCCUAAUAGCAAAAGCAACAAUUCCUAAGCAGAGGUUUAAAUUGAUUACAUUUAUUUGCAGAAAGAUGGAGUUAACAUCUGUUUUGUCAGGGCCUUCAUAAACAGACACAGUGGUCCUCGUUGUCUUGUUAAAACACAAUGGAAGGACUGUUGUCUUGUGUGACCUUUCUGAGGGGCAGCCCCAUGGUUGUGGUGUUCUUAUCGCUGCAAAAAACCAUAGCACAAACUCAUGCAGACUUGGAUAGUGCACCCUUGCUCCUAUGUGUGUGUGUGUGCGCUUGCAUGCAGAAUCACACAAACACACAUUCCUUCAUCCCUGCUCUAGAGUAUAGACAUGUUCAAUGUUGAGUAGGCGUCUUCCUUCUGCAAAUCACCACAGAAGGCCCCUUGGGGACCACUAACCAGCAUUAGCUGCUAGCCUGCCACUGGAAACUGAAGUCUGAAUGAGACUGCAAGCCGCUUCCUUUAUUUCUAUUGGCCUAUAACAUAACCUCGCUAAUGCUGCUCUGGAGGAGGUACUUAUUCACUAUCAUGACCUCACUUUUUUGAAGAUACAUUCCGUCCUUUAGUUGAGGGGCCGGUCUGUUAUGGUUAUAAAAUGUGGACGACUUAAGUGGGCCUAAAGGGUUCUGUUUUACGGCCCACAACAUCAUUACGAAAAGUGUCCUUACGUUUGUCAUCUGAUUUAUAUUUCUAGUUUCUAUCGGUUUCUAUUUAUCGAAAGCAAAAUCGUUAAUUAUUUUGUCAAUAUAAAUUAUUUUAAUUAUGGAUUUUUCUUAAAUCCCUGCUUCUGUUUGAAGUGCCUUGAUCACUAGUAUCUCUUAUAAAUCAUCUGGAUACAUGCAUGUAUUUGAUUUCAAGAGCUAAGAGAGGUGAAUUGAAGUAACGUUUAUUUUCUUCCCAUAGCAAGGGCUCUUGGGGUCAACAAGAUUUGCCUGUUUGCUUAGGGGAGUUUAUCACUGUACAUGAAAACAAUGUCAUGGGUCAAGUGAUACACUGUACUUCUAUUGAACAGACGUCAUGAACAGACAUGGCGUUCUCUUCAGCUACAGAAAUGAGGUCGUUCUGACACAUCGUGUGUGCGUUUUAACGAUCUGUGUAUGCAGCGAAACGAUAAACUGACGAUUGAUUGUCAAAUGCAUUUGAAUUGCUGCAGAGAUAUCUAUUUUUCCACAUGAAUGUACUUUUCUAUUGCUAUGAUUCUAUCCUUUGCUAAUGAUUAAGAAAUAAAGACAAACUUGAAUUUGA
Molecule: messenger RNA, 4982 nt
Organism: Gadus macrocephalus (Pacific cod)
Lineage: Eukaryota; Metazoa; Chordata; Actinopteri; Gadiformes; Gadidae
Product: sphingosine kinase 1
Exons: 5
Coding region: 31-1623 (530 amino acids)
Biological process (GO): sphingosine biosynthetic process; cellular response to growth factor stimulus; negative regulation of apoptotic process
Cellular component (GO): cytoplasm; intracellular membrane-bounded organelle; membrane
Source: RefSeq, a predicted model, not a curated record